ACUUAACUUCCCAGAAAGUCUAAUUCAAAUCUUUGAAGUUAACGACGUAACAAGAAAAGGUUAAUUCUUAGCAUACGACUACGCGCGUGUGCAAAAACAAAGGCCACUUGUAGGUAGUGUCACGCAAAGGGCACCUCACUCCCGUUUUUAUUGCAGCAACUUUGUGUUUGGGGCACCACUCGCCACCGGAACAUUGUCCUAGAAACAGCUUGACUUUCACACGCUACAGGUACACAAGUCGUUGACUUCGUCUAAGAUGUUAAUGAUGUGAAACUGUCCGUUCAAAUGUUUCUUUCACUGACCCCCUUUGUUGAUUGUGGGUUGUGCAAGCCCUCCUUCAUGUCCAUGCACUUGGCAGUAGUUUUACUGUGUUUUUCCCCAGUGAUCAGAGGUGAAAGUAGCGUCCAACAUGUCAGAGAUGACAAAAAUAUUUGGCUGAUGACUCCAAAUGGCACGCAUCGCGUAGUCGAUGCCAAUUCCGCUCUCACAAUUACUUGCAUUUACGUUUAUGCGGACGAUCCUGAAAGUCAUUUCAAGAAUUUUUCCGGGAAAUGGCAAAUGCCACCCUUCCUCGCCAGAUAUCCGCAAAUCACGAACGCAAUUGAACGUUUCAGCCAGGCAACUGAUAGGAACGAAACCCACAUGUCAUGGACAAUGACAUUGGAUAACGUCACUCAUCAAGACACGGGCUAUUUUACAUUCAUCUACGGCGAAAUGGAGAUGAAACAAUACAUUUACGUCUUUGAUGAAACAAACCUCGUCACCAUGAACGACAAGAGUUACUUCCCCGACUAUUACCUGUUCUUUUUCCAUCAAGGGGAAUUGGGUGUUCAAAUUCCAUGCAAGCCGACCCAUCCAAAUGUCACCGUUUCCCUCAUCCAGAUUGAAGCACUCAACGUCAUCAAUCCAGAACUUCAGGAUCUGCUUGCUGAACCCAACUCCAGUUGGAGUUAUGGACCGGAACGCGGACUAACGUUGAAAGAUGUGACGAUUGGAAACACCGGCAAUUACAAAUGCGUUGGUACAAUGAACAACGUCACGGAUGAGAAACAUUUCACAAUUACUGUCAAAGGAAUGGAGUUGGAGAGAGUUGGCGAUCCGAAAGAUCCGCUGGUAGGAAGUAACAUCACUCUGAUAUGUCGUUCCAUUUUCCCCGAAGUUAAAUAUCCUGCUCCUCCCGAAUGGGCCUAUCAGAUCAAUAAUGCAAUUGGAAUCCAAGUUAUAAAUGAAACAGACCCGCCUGAAGGCUUUCGCAUCCAGACGGAGGGAGAAAAGCAAAAACACAACACGAGUGGUUUCAACCUGAACUAUUACGAAAGUCGAUUGCAUUUGUUUAAGAUAAACAAAAACACGUACACUACGUACCAAUGCAAAGCCAACAAAUACAAGGACGCGGUAACUAAAACAAUUUCAUUUCGGAUCAAGGCAGAUCAAACAAACGACCCUACAUCAGAAUUUAUCUUGGUGGAAAAGGAAGGAACAGCAACAAUUUUCACGGUCGCCUUUUCUUUAACUCUAAUCAUACUAAUCUUACUCGGAAUCGGCAUUGGCGUCAAAAUGCAUCUCGAUAAAAAAAAACAAACGUUGCAUGGAAUGAAGAAGCUACUUGGAGGAAGCACAAAAGAAAUCAAUCGCCAGCUAUCACUAGAGGAACAAACUGAAUAUCUACCUUACGAUAAACGAUGGGAAUUCCCGAGGUAUCGUCUCAAACUUGGUACUCAACUGGGAGUCGGAUGCUUUGGGCGUGUUGUUAAAGCAGAAGCCGUGGGAGUCAAACGUGCUCAAGAGACAGUUAAAACUGUUGCCGUCAAAAUGGUCAAAUCGCAGACCAAUAUCGCUGCAUUGGAAAAUCUUGUUAGUGAAUUGAAAAUCCUGAUCUAUCUGGGCUCUCAUCUUAACGUGGUUAAUUUGCUGGGGGCCUGUACCAAACGCAUACGCAAAGGUGAGCUGUUGGUUAUCGUCGAGUACUGCCGAUAUGGUAAUCUGCAAGCUUAUUUGGUCAACCACCGCCACAAAUUCAUCAACCUCGUAGAUGAAUUUGGUAACAUGAAAUCAGAGAACGAAACAGACGACGUUGACCACGUGGGAAGAUGCCUAAGCUUGGAAGAAAGCCACUCUGGUACGGAGAAUCAAAAUGACCUUACACAAUUGAAAAAUGCAACAAAAUACAACGAGGAAGAGACCGAUCUGGUCACAACUUUAAAUGAGCCGUUUUCCACUCGCGAUUUGAUUUCGUGGUCGUUUCAGAUCGCCCGUGGAAUGAAUUACUUGUCUAGCAAAAACGUGUUGCACGGCGAUUUAGCUGCACGCAAUGUUUUGCUGGCAGACGACGGUGUUGUCAAGGUGGCAGAUUUCGGAAUGGCUAAGAAAAUGUACUACGAAAGAAACUAUGAGAAAACCGGCCAGGGAUUGAUGCCAGUCAAGUGGAUGGCCAUUGAAUCCCUGACGGAUCGCAUCUUUUCCAGUCAAUCGGAUGUCUGGUCGUACGGAGUUCUAUUGUGGGAACUGUUUUCUCUGGGUAAAGUUCCAUAUCCAGGAAUGGACGCUGGUCAUUUACUGGUUCAAGUAAUUCGAAAAGGAUAUCGUAUGGAGAGACCAGACUACGCUCCCAAUUUCUUUGGAGAAAUCUUAUUCGAUUGUUGGAAAGGUGAACCGAAUGAAAGGCCCACCUUCAGUCAACUGGAGGAGACGAUCUGCAGUCACAUGGAAACCUCAAUCAGUUCCACCUAUUUGAAUCUAAACGCUGCAUACGUUAAAAUGAACGAAGAGAAGGACACUGCUAGACCAACGGAUCUUUUUGGCCUGGCAAAGAUGCUGAACGAGAAAUCACAGUUGAAUGACAAAUUGCAAUGUGACAACGAAUCACAUUCUCGAAAGACAGAAAAUGCGGUUCGCUACUCGAUGUUUCCUCAGAGAAUUUAAAAACUUUUGACAAAAAUCCUGAAUCAACUGACACUUUACGUACGUACGUUACAUAAAAGUUCUCUUAAACUAACAGUCAGAUGUUGCCUCCGACUGUAGGCUUUCCAACUUCACGUUGUUUUGUGAUGACUACGGAUCUCCCCCUCCCACACAAACAAUAUGGACGUCAAAAAUGUAGAUUAACAAUCUAUCUAGCUUUAGCUUCGUGAAUAUUUCCUGUCUUGAACUUCAACAUGUACCUUGAAACUCGUUUCUUUUUAGAAGAACAAUAAAAUGCUUCACCCACGAA
Daphnia magna is the source of this 3211-nucleotide messenger RNA. RefSeq names its product vascular endothelial growth factor receptor 3. The transcript is spliced from 14 exons. Bases 286 to 2922 code for a protein of 878 amino acids. Gene Ontology annotation, molecular function: ATP binding; transmembrane receptor protein tyrosine kinase activity. Gene Ontology annotation, cellular component: signaling receptor complex. Gene Ontology annotation, biological process: cell surface receptor protein tyrosine kinase signaling pathway; protein phosphorylation; positive regulation of kinase activity. The record is from RefSeq and is a predicted model, not a curated record. Lineage: Eukaryota; Metazoa; Arthropoda; Branchiopoda; Diplostraca; Daphniidae.